AUGGACGAGGAAAUGGCUCAAAAGUUGCAAAAUGUUCAAAGGGCGAUUGAAACUUUAAAAAUUUGUCAAAAUGAUCCACCAGAUGAAAUAACUAAACAUUAUGGUUUUAUGAAAUUUGAUGAAAAUAAACUUGAUUUUACUACACGUCUUUCACAAUAUAUACGAUUAAGUCUUAAUACAAAUGCUGAAACAAUUGUUAAAUUUAUGCAACAAGGUUGGAAUUUACCAAAACCUGACUUAAUUAUAUCUGUAACUGGUGGAGCAAAAAAUUGUGAUAUGUCAGCACGUCUUAGAAAAAUUUUCCAAAGUGGUUUAGUUGCUGUUGCUAUAACUACAAAUGCAUGGUUGAUUACAGCUGGAACAAAUGCUGGUGUUGUUAAAGAAGUUGGUGAAGCUCUUAAUAAAUAUCGAUAUAAAAAUCGAAAAAAUGGAGUUGACAUACCAUGUAUUGGUAUUGCUAGUUGGGGUUAUACAGCAGGAAAUGAGCAACUUGAUUAUCGACCUAUGACUUUUUCUACAAAUAUAAAUGCUACAAAAACAAAACAAGCAUUUAUGAAACAUCAUCAAAAUCAAAUAGCACAUUCUGUUCAUAUGGAUAUAGAUGAUCAAUAUUUUGUUCGAAAUUAUAUUGUUAAAGAAAAACAAAAGAAACGAUGUGAUUUAGAACCAAAUCAUACUCAUUUUUUGUUAUUGGAUGAUGGACAGCCAAAUGCUGAUACUGUCCUUCCAUUACGAGCAGAAAUUGAAAAAUAUUUUCGAAAUAUCAAUAUAGAAACUACUACAGAAACAGCAGUUGAAUCAUUUAUACCUAUUGUUAUGGUUUUAGUUGAAGGUGGACCAUCAUCAAUUCGAACAAUAUGUCAAGCACUUGAUUCGAAUACACCAGUUGUAGUUAUCAAAGAAUCAGGUCGUGCUGCUGAUCUUGUUGCUGAAUUACAUGCUUGCUAUACUGAUAACGAGAGUGGCAAUGCUACACGACCACAAACUGGUUUAGCUAAAAGUAGUUCAAAAGAGACGGAGAUAAACGCGAUUUUUGCUAAAGCACGAACUGAUAUCACAGGACUUGACGAAGUUAAAAAUGAUUUAUGUAGAAUAUUAAAUGAACGUAAACAACUAGUAACAAUUUUUAAGUUUGAUAGUAAACGACAUCAUGGAAAUCUUGAAGAUGCUAUUCUAGAAUCUUUAUUUAAUGCUGCAAAAUUUUCCGAUGAUUCUAAUGAACAAAAUCGUCGAAAAGUUGAACUUAAAUUAGCUAUAGCUUGGCAUAAAUUUAAUUAUGCUCAAAAAUAUCUUCUUACUGAUACGACGAUAUCUAAAUGGAAAGAAGAUGAUCUUCGUCGUGCUCUUGUCGAUGCACUUCAUCGUGGGCAUGUUGAUUUUGUUGAAUUACUUAUUGAAUUUGGUACAUCACUUGAAAAAUUGACAAAUGGAGAUCUUAAACAACUUUAUGCAAUAACAUUGACUGGUUAUCGAUUACCAGUUAAAGGCAAAGGAAAAAAUCAUAUAUGCAAAAAAGAUGACUUUUAUUCAGAUUAUUUUCAUUUAAUUUUAAAUAAUGCAAACACAAACAAUAAAUUGUCACCUCUAGAUGAUAAUAUAUCAUUAGGCAAAGGUGCUCCGCAAGAUUUAUUUUUAUGGGCUGUUUUCCUUGAUCGAUUUGAACUUGCAACAUAUCUUUGUUCUAAAACUUGGAAUCCAUCGAUAGCACCAUUAUUUGGUGCACAAAUCUAUCGACGAGCAGCAAUAUUAGAACUUGAUUUAGAUAUAAAACAACAAUAUGAAGACCAUGCAGAUCAAUUUGAUACUCAUGCUAUGUCAAUUAUUGAUCGAUGUUUUGAUCAUGAUGAACAUUUUGCUGUUGAUCUUCUAAAACGUCCUGCUGUUGCAUUUAAUAAUGUUUAUCCAUUACAAUUAGCUCGAAAAGCUACGUGUAAAUCAUUUCUUGCAUCAAAAUGUGUUCAAAAAUAUCUUGAUCAUCAAUGGUUUGGAUGUAUCAAUUAUAAAAGAAAAGCUAUUAGUUUUCGAGUUUUUCUUUGUUCAUUAUUUUUUCCUUUACUUCCAAUAUUUUCUAUUUUUCUACCUUAUAUAAAAAAACAUAAAAACAAUAUUCGAAGUACUCCAGAUCAAUUAAAAGUCAAUCAAUCAACUAUGAUGCAUAAUGUUAUUGAACCUGUUCAACAUAAAAAAAAGAAACGUGUUCAAUGGUCCGAUAAAAUAGCCUAUUUCUAUCAAGCACCUAUUGUACGAUUUUAUUAUUAUAUGAUAUUUUUUAUUAUAUUUCUGGGUUUAUUCAGUUAUGUUCUACUUGUUGAUUAUUUUCCAUUAAAUAUCUAUAAUGAACGUCGAUCUAAUGUUCAAAAUUUACGUAUACCUAUAACUGAAACAAUUCUUCAUAUUUGUAUUUGGAGUUUAAUUAGUGAAGAAAUUCGUCAAUUUUUAUUUGUGAAUUCUAAAAGAGAAUAUAUAUCAGGAAUGUGGAAUAUCAUUGAUAUUUUUGCAACUAUUUUAUAUCUUAUUGGUUUUAUUACACGAUUUAUUGUUCUUGAACCACUUUUUGUUGUAUCUAAAAUAUUUUUAUGUCUUGAUUUGAUACUUUGGUUUGUUCGUACAUUAGAACUAUUUGCUGCUUUUGAAAAAUUAGGACCAAAAUUAAUUAUGAUUUUUGAUACGAUGAAAGAUUUUCUUUUUUUUGUUUGUUUUCUUCUUAUAUUUUUAUUUGGAUAUUCAAUAUCAUCAUGGUCAUUAAUGACUACAGACAAUCAAGUUUCUUGGAAUUAUAAUAGUGAUGGAUCAUUAUUUAAUGCGACAGUAUCAGGUGCUGGAAGUGGUUUAUGGACAUGGCAAUUAUUACGUGAUGUUAUAAAUUUUGGUGUUUGGAAAAUUUUUGGACAAGUAGAUUCAAUUGAUGGCACAGAUGCAUAUUCUGUUGUAACUUUUAUAUUGACUAUACUAUUUGUCGCUGUUGCUAAUGUACUUCUUCUUAGUGUACUUAUUGCUUUAUUUAAUAUUACAAUUCAAAAUGUUCAAAUGCAAUCUCAUCGAAUAUGGCGUUAUCAACGUUUUCUACUUGUUUCUGAAUAUAAUAAUAAACCGCCAUUACCACCACCAUUUAAUACUAUAUAUUAUCUAUAUAGUAUUAUUUGUUAUAUAAUCAAAAAAAUCAAACAUUAUAAUCAAAAACAUCGCGACGGUAUUUUAUGA
This is a messenger RNA of Rotaria sp. Silwood2, 3201 nucleotides long. The record is from the annotation of a GenBank genome assembly. Lineage: Eukaryota; Metazoa; Rotifera; Eurotatoria; Philodinida; Philodinidae.